CCGUGUUCGAGCCAGCGCGUGGGCCGGAGCACGCGUUGUUCCAGCCAGGCCUUGGUCAGGAUCAACGAGCGGUCGAUGCAAAAGCUCCACCCAUCAUGAAGAUGUGUUCGACCAUGGAAUGAAACGCAACUGUGGCUCGGCCUCCCAUGGCUUCACGGAACCGUAGAAGACAUCGAAGGGCAGGCUUGCAAUUCGGGGGCGCCCCAUCCCAACCCUCGUUCCAUCACGGAAUGAGUGGAGGGGGGGACGAUUACCCUGAAUGGCAAGACCUGCGACAGAAACUGAACUUCAUCAGGAGCCACCGACAAGAGCAGUCGCAGCAUAGACCAGCGGAUUCCCACGAUACACAGCUUGGCUCUAGUAAAACAAGUGUCCAUGGCUUGGAGGAACCACGUGGGCCAGAAAUGCAAGUCCCAAUUGUAAGAAAACGCACACGGAUUACAAGCGAGGAGGAGUCAAAAAACAGAGAGAACGAUACCACAGAGUGUAAAACUGCUCGUCAAAUAAACACAGAUGAAGAGCAACACGGCGCAGUUGGCAAGAUCUGGCACAGCAGCGUGAUGACAGACUCUUGUAAUAACCUGAUCAUGGGCAAGACCAUGGAGAGCCACCAGUCACCGCACAUGCAUCAUGAACUUCUACUCACCAAAGGCGACCUCCAAGGAAGGUUGAGUAGUGCUAAAGCACCAGAUUUCCGUGGCUCGGAAGAACAACAAACAUCAAUGAUCAAUACCCAAAUGGCAAAAAAGCAUCGUCUGUCUAAGAGCGAGGGCGAUUCUGAAUGCGUGGUGAGCGACAAUGAAGAGGAAGAAGUUUUUCAUCAACCGCGCACGGAUGAACACCGACGCAACAUCGUCUGCAAAACCUGGAACAAGGACCUAAUCGCAAAGCCUGAUCAUGACCUGACCACCUUUCAUUAUCAACGGCCUUCCCUAUACACGGAUCCUGUGGACGACGCGCCAGACUCCAUGAAUGUGAAGCACGAAACGUGCCACAACGACCCUGAACACAACAAGGCGGCCAAGCGCCCGCGCAUCGACACCACUGGCCUCAAAAAGGAGGAACUCGAAAGACAGAAGGAAGUCACAGAACCCCAAGACAAAAACGAAUAUUGUCUGCGAUGGCUUCAGUGGGGUGUCGGAAGGGCAGAGGCAGAAGACGUGGACUUACCCCACGACCAGGGCAUCCACACUCCGAGGAGGCGCCGCAGGAGCGCGCAGGCGAUGGUCUCGGACUGCCGCCACGAUCAGUGGCGGAUCGACGACGAAAUGGGCGCCGAUGCGGAGAGCAGCAGCAGCGAGCACCAACCAAAAAGGCAAAAACUGCAAAGUCCGGACCAUUUCUGUGCUCACCCGCAGGAUAGACCCUCUUCCGAGGCUCGAUCUGAGGACCAGCAGGUACUACAAGAGUUGCUGGAACGUUUCAAGAAGCUUUGCAAGCCACCUUAACACCGACCGUCGCUGCCGCGUGGACGCCGGUGCACGCUUCUUGCCCUUAAGCUUGCCAGUGACACUGCCCCACAUGAUACAGCAUGCCUUUGUCUAGUGCUGACAAUUCCGCGAGAACUCGAGGAUGUCUGAGAACUUUUUAUUCUAUAACUGAACAAAAAAGAAAGUCGUCCAGUGAUUACAUUGGUCAUUUGUUUCUCAAGUGGCUUCACGAAGAACUAAGGUCUUUAAGCUUGGUGAUCAGUGUUUCUCAGCAAUGUUAAAAAAAAUGAUGUUCGUUCGAGCUACAUAGGAGCAUAUCGACAUUGGAUUCAAUGCACUUUUCAUUUACAAGUCGGCCAUUCUUUUCCUGAAAGAAUUCAAGAAGCUAAACUAUGUUUCACUUCUGAACAUUACACUCGAGCAGUGAGAACGCAAGACAAGCAACACGGUGGAAGAAAUGAGGACUGCAUAUGCGUUUGUACGUUGUACAUUUUCGCACUUCUUUAAUGUACACAUUCCACAAAGAUAAACAGGAGAUGUGGCAUUCGGUAGUUUAUCACAACACGGUAGCAAAGCCCAAGUGAUUUUCCACGCUCAACUUCUCACUUUGUUAAUCGACACUUUUUUCACGGGCUUCACAUUGCGAAAACAUAGGCAUGCAUCCACACUGCCUACAAUGCAUGGCCAGACAUGCGCAGAUACAAAGUCGGGUAGAUGUUUCAACGAAAGGCUAAGAGAACAUAACAACAAUGUAAAAAAAACUUGGUAUCUGCGGAAAUCUGGCCUUGCAUUAAUUGUAGGCAAUCUGGAUUAACGCCUAUCUUUCCGUAAUGUCAAUCAGCGCAUAGCCACCCUGAUAAAUGCACCAAGGAAAUUUUAGAGAAGUUUGAGAUUAACCGCUUGAGUGUCGAUUGCAUCAGUAUCCCGGCCGUAAAGCUGUCCAAGAAAUAAAUUUAUUUUCUAGCUACUGCACUGUGACAAGAAUGCGUUGAACAGUUUUUUCCUUCAUUUCCUUUCGUCCCUUGUGCGUUUUCUUUUGAUGGUCUUGUUGGUACUGCCUUACUUCUCUGUAUAAAUGCCUCAGCAAGAUAAUAAACAUGCAGUUGUUAGUCAACACAGUG
This is a messenger RNA of Dermacentor andersoni, 2551 nucleotides long. RefSeq lists its product as uncharacterized. The record is from RefSeq and is a predicted model, not a curated record. Lineage: Eukaryota; Metazoa; Arthropoda; Arachnida; Ixodida; Ixodidae.